GGGCACUUGAAGGCAUCAUCGGUACUGCAGCCGCCAAGCAACGGUGCCGCUGUCUGACGAUGGUAGACCUGAAAGACGGAUGGUUAGGGCUGUCCGUCCUCGUCUAACCUGAACAUGCAAGUGUAACUUGCUUCAUGCCCGUAUAUAGUGCUAAUACAGGUUACACGUCUAUUUAGCCUUAGCUAGUCACAGACUGUUAUUUUUAUCAUGGAGGACGACUGUGUUUGUGAGUACGACUCGACCUGGGACACGGAGAGUGAUGGAGACGACCCGGCCGGAGAGAGCCAAACCCGUCGGUCAUGUCAAGACAAAAACAAAUCUGCCUGGACUUUAGUAACUUGGCAUCAUACGCCCAGAAACAUGAGAGCAGCAAAGGACAUGCAGAACUACAGAAGAGGAUAUCCAAAUCUAACAGAUGACGAGUGCUCAGAAGACAAAAUGAACAAUUUGCAGUUUUAUCUCAAUAAAUUCCCCUCUGCUCCUGAUGACGUCUACAUUGAAUCAUUUCUUAAGGAAUGGAAAAAUGACAACAAAAGACUUGAGAGAGUUCACUCGUACAUUCAGUGGCUGUUUCCACUUCGAGAGCCGGGUGUUAAUUACAUGGCUUCAGAACUCACCAAGAAGGAAAUAGAGGAAUUCAAGAAGAAUGAGGAAGCCAAAAAGAGACUAGUCGAGUCCUAUGAACUCAUGUUGGGCUUCUACGGCAUGCGUUUGGUCAGCAAUAAGACGGGUGAAGUGAAGCGAGCAGACAAUUGGAAGGAUCGAUUUGGAAACCUGGAACGGAAUAUGCACAACAACCUGCGCAUUACUCGCAUCCUGAAGAGCCUCGGAGAGCUAGGCUUUGAGCACUACCAGGCCCCACUCGUGCGCUUCUUUCUGGAAGAGACUCUAGUCAAGAAGACCCUCAGCAGUGUUAAACGCAGCGUGCUUGACUACUUCCUGUUUGCGGUCCUGGACAAGCAGAAACGUCAAGAGCUUGUGCGCUUUGCCUACCUUCACUUCGAGCCAAAGGAUAAGUUUGUGUGGUGUCCCAGAAAGAUUCAGAAACAAUUCAGGAAGGCAGAGAAAAGAUCUGAAGCUGUUGGGAACGGAGAUGAGUCGUAUUCACGGAGUAAAAGCAAAGAUGGAGAAGCAGUUGUGCAACAAAAAGAGGAUGGACUGGAUAAUGUUUCAAAGGCUCAGAAAGGAACUGAUAAAACGACAAGUAAAGACAAAAACAAACCGUCUGAGGCAAAACCAGAAGAAGAGACUGUCGGAAAUGGAAACGCAGAGGCUGAGUCUAAUAAUGACAUUUUGGGGAAUGGAAAUGGCUCUACAGAUGUUGAUGAUGAAAUGGAUCAGUCGGUCAGUCCUGACUCUGUGACGACAAAAGCGGAGCCCUGUGCCGACAGUGAGGACACAUUUACCAACGACUCGAAGGACACCAUCCAGGAACCGGACAACAAUAUGCAAACGGAUGGGGACGUAGACACGGAAAACCCCCCGAAGAAGAAGAGAGAAGAUAACAAGGUGCUGCCAAGCAACGACUCUGCGGCGGACUCCGCCAGCGGGCAGAUGGAGGAGAAAGCUGGUGCUAAUAAAGCCACCGGUCAAACGAGCCCCUCAGCGCAGACCCCGUCUAAGACUUCAAAACAUUCACCCUCUCUUUCUUCUGGAAGAGAGGAAAAAAUCCCAAGGACUGAUUUUAAUCAAGUGCCAGAUAAAAAGGAAGAGGAAGAAACGUUGCAGACAAAUGUGUCGGCAACAAAUGGGUCAGUGACGAGCACCGACGAAGGUGUAGCCGAACAGACAAAUGGGAAGGAGUCAGAGGAUAUUGAUAUGGAAUCCAACCCUUCAAGCUCGUACCAAAGUGUAGGGAGUUCAUGAAUAUAAACUGGAUAAGAAAAUAAUUAAUUUGAGCUUAAAUCAGAUGUGAUAUAGGGACAGAGUAUGACCUAAAGAGACUUCCUAGGCCUUAUUUCUACUAUAUUUGAUGUUUUAGAUAUUGAUUAUUUUCACUUUGAAGGAGUAUAUGAAUUAAUUUGCUAAAUGUGGGACUGGAUGAGACUCAGUUUCCACAUGGCCAUCCGACAAUAUUUAGGAGAAGGCUGGUGAUAUUCUAUAUUUUUGUUAUUGCCAACAAGUCCCAAGAAAAGAUCAAAAUCAACUGUAGACUCGAAGCACCGCAGACGGUAAACAUGAUGCAUUAUUAGCCCGCUAGUGGUGGCGCCAUCCCGGCUGCUCUGUCGUCUUACAGGUCGCAACCGUCUGUCGAGAGUCUCCCUAAAACCAACAGUUCGUCCAUCUUACAAUACUUUGACUUCUCUACCCCGUCUGUCCUCUCAGCACCAACCACACUGGUUCUUAUUGAAGACACGAAUCCUUAAUCGACUGGUUUUUUUUUGUUUGUAAAGGCUAAAUAAUCGCACGGCAGGUAACUAGUUUUUGUCAAAUGUUACUCAAACGGGAGUGAAUAGUGUUUUUGUUGGAUUGUUUUGUGUGUAUUUACAGCAGCAGGACAGUGCAUGAGAGAAUUACGUGUCCGUGUUUAUUGUAAUGAAGGAACAGUGGCUCAUUGAUGUAUAUAAUAGUUUUUGGAAACAAUAGCAUAAUGUGUUAGAGGAGUAAGCUACUGGAUACACAGACAAGACUUGUUUAUUUUUGAUCAUGGGAUUUGUCAACAAUAACAAAUAUAGAACAUUACCAGGAUUAUCCUUUUAGGUAGUAAUGACAGGCUGAUAUUUAUUAUCUCUACAGAAUACAUAAAGCACUAUUAUUAAUGUAUAUCAAUGAAAAGAUGGUGUCAGCAUUUUUAACACCAUAAUACUUUCACAAUUGAACUAUUUUUUUUGCACUUAAACUAUUAAUUGGAGGAGCUUUUUUUUUCUCUUUGGGCUAUUUUUGUGAGUAAAAUUAAUCUGUACUGGUUUGUGUUUCUGCUGGACCCUGCUGUUUUUAAGAUUUAAGACUGAAUGUCACUUAAGUUAUAUUUCAUUAAUGUUGCACACUCUGUAUGUUGUCAUGCAGAUUUGGGAAGUAGACUUUGUGUACAACUGAAAGCCUUGCCAAAAAAAAAUGUGAUAAGACUGGUUGAUUGUACAAAAUGUAUGUUUCUCGGAAGAACUGAUAAAGCUUUGGCUAUAAUUUAAAGUCCACUGUAUGUUAAUCUGACAUGAGUGAAGUCCAUGAAAAUUAACAAGCCAGGGUGAAUAGAUAUAUUGAUGCAUCUUUUUAUAUUUGCACUUAAUUUUCACUUGGUUAUUGAAGUUAUAUUUACUUAAUGAAAUAGUACAAAAGUGCUGAGUUGUUUAUAUAGGACUUGUUCCCCCCAACUAAAUACCUGGAUGUUGACGAAGCAGAAUAAAGUUAUACUAUUUUUUUGAUGAAAUUAAUGUGUGUUUAGCUAAAGUCUUGAGUCCCGAUUAUAAUUGAUUUAAAUUGCUAUUCUCAGGAUAACACUGGUAGAUGUCAUCUUAUACUCCUUUUCCUGAGACUCUUUGAUUUACCAGUAUAGCAGAAAUAUAGCCAGAAAUAUCAGACCGAGCCACAGAGAAGUAACAUGACUCAUAACAGAGGGAAGAAGAAAGAUGUUGCAUUUAGAGAUAUUGAUGGCGUGGAGGGUGUGAGUAAGGACAGGAGAAAAAUAAAUACUGUUCAUGUUUGA
Cottoperca gobio is the source of this 3643-nucleotide messenger RNA. It is a transcript of the gene ogfr, whose product is annotated as opioid growth factor receptor. NCBI's taxonomy places the organism in Eukaryota, Metazoa, Chordata, Actinopteri, Perciformes, Bovichtidae. The record is from RefSeq and is a predicted model, not a curated record. Gene Ontology annotation, cellular component: membrane. Gene Ontology annotation, molecular function: opioid growth factor receptor activity.